AUGGUGGCUUUAGCGACGAAAUUUUGCCCGUUUAAACAUGUGUAUACUAAUACAUCCUACACAAAAAUUUGUAACAGAUGUUAUUUAACAAACUUGAAACAAGAACAGUAUAAAAAAAAAAUUCAUCCUUAUAAACAAAUACAUCCUUGGAAAUCGUUGGUAGAAUUUGCAGAUGAUCUUUUAAACAACAUCAUUUAUGAUAAAGAUGGAUUGGUAGUAUUAAAUAAACCAUAUGGAAUAAUUCGUGGUGGUCAGGAUGUUAAUGGUGAGAUACAUACUAGAAGAAAUAGUGUACCAAAUAGUGUAACUUACUCAAUACAAGAUGCUUUACCACAUAUUUGUAAGCAGUUAAAAUAUCCACAGUUAACUAUAUCAAAAUGUCCUGAAAAGUAUAUGAGUGGUAUUACACUUUUAGCAGCAGAUUCUAAAGUUCAACAUGCCAUAGAACUUGCAUAUGUUCGUUCUUUAUUUUUCGCAAAUACUUUCUGGUUAGUUACAGUUGGAGUUCCAAAGAUAUUAAAGGGCUCUCACCGUUUGGCAAUAAGAACAAUAUCAAAUCCUCAAUUUCAGUGGAAAAAGACAAUUCUUACUACAUCAUGGUCACAGAAUGAGGAAAAAUCUCGUAAAAUAAAACUGUUUAAGUGUGAAUACGAAGUGUUAUCCAACUCUACGCUCAAUUUAUGUUCCUUAAUUCAGUUAAAAGCAUCCACAAUGGCAAGGCAUGCACUUAGACUAUUUGCAGCCACACUUUUAUAUACCCCAGUUUUGGGAGAUAAUAUUUAUGCAUCACAGAUCCAGAAAGUUGGAGAUACUUAUUUAAAAAUUGAUCCAUUUCUUAGUUGCCCCGAACCUCCGAAAUUGGAUAUAAGACUUCUCCAGUUGUUGGAUGUGUCCAGCAGACAAAGAGAAAUUAUUCCUGCUCACAUUCACCUAAGAUCUACAAUAUUACCAUCCUUUUUUGGACAAGAUAUAUUACUCGAAGCUCCUUUACAUCCAUCCUUUAACUGGACAUUUAAACAACUUGAGUUUAAAUAUUUAAUAUAG
Habropoda laboriosa is the source of this 1044-nucleotide messenger RNA. Its product is annotated as RNA pseudouridylate synthase domain-containing protein 4-like. Gene Ontology annotation, biological process: pseudouridine synthesis. NCBI's taxonomy places the organism in Eukaryota, Metazoa, Arthropoda, Insecta, Hymenoptera, Apidae. The record is from RefSeq and is a predicted model, not a curated record. The transcript has 4 exons. Gene Ontology annotation, molecular function: RNA binding; pseudouridine synthase activity. The coding region runs from base 1 to 1044 and encodes 347 amino acids.